Messenger RNA from Didymosphaeria variabile, 2943 nucleotides. RefSeq lists its product as uncharacterized. The record is from RefSeq and is a predicted model, not a curated record. Lineage: Eukaryota; Fungi; Ascomycota; Dothideomycetes; Pleosporales; Didymosphaeriaceae. Bases 1 to 2943 code for a protein of 980 amino acids. The transcript is spliced from 4 exons.
AUGCGCUCUCCAAUCCACCGGAAAUCGAUUGACCAACUGUCCAGGCUCCCCGAUGCCAGCGUCUCGUCGGAUGCUGUAGCCAACGAUAUUCGCUCGGUGAAAGAAGCUGGAGCUGGCGGCCUUGAAAUCCUACCGUUCUACCUGUAUGGCCAAGGAGAAGAGAGCUAUAGGCGAAAUGGCGCCGAAGUUGUUCCUCAGCUUCCCGACUGGUCCAGAUAUGGCUUUGGAACUGCCGCUUUUGUGGAUGUAUUCAAGAACUCGCUUGAAGCUGCUCAAGAUGCUGGUAUCUUACUCGAUUAUGCGCUCGGCCCUAACCAGGGGCAAGGUGUACCGUCCGAUCCUACUACGGUUGGUCUCGCCGUCGAGCUACUGAUGGGUCAAGCAACCGUUACUCCACAGGAAAUUUUCAAUGCCCAUAUUCCUCAACCCCUGCAACCAUCUGCAACGAUACUGAGUGGACUUUCAUUCAUGCAUCCGCUAGAGCAGUUUGGAACCCCAAACUUAAUUGCCGUCAUCGCUUAUCAAACCCAGAAUGAUACUGGUAAUGGAACAGUGCAUCUCAUUCAAAAUUCCUUUGUUGACCUUAGCUCGCUCGUCACCGGGAAUAAGACCCUACUCUGGACCCCGCCAGACAAUAGCCGGGUUUGGAGAAUCUUCUCUUUCUGGGAAGCCUACACUAAUCAGAGAUCAUGCGAUGGCGGACCCAACGCAACAACUGCCUUGGGAAAUGGCUCUUGGACUGUUGAUCAUUUUAGUAAAGCCGGAGCUUUUCGGAUAACCGAGUUUUGGGACCAGUACAUCCUUUCAGAUCAAAGAGUGGCUGAACUGCUUCAUGAUGUUGGUAACUACGCAUGGGAAGAUAGCAUGGAAAUACUCGCUGCCCUAUAUUGGACACCAGACCUCUUGAAUCGGUUCAAGAAUAGCAGUGGCUAUGACUUACUUCCAUAUCUGCCUUUACUCUUCAGCCCUUCUAAUACUUGGAAUGGCGCAUUGCCGGUCUACAACGAGACCUUCGCGUUUGGCAACUCGACCAACGGCGGAGAAUCUCGCUAUCAACUGGAGUAUCGCAAAGCGCUUAAUGAUGGCUACCAAGAGUACCUUGAGCAUUUCCAGGAAUGGACACAUGUCAUUGGCAAUGAGUACUCCACUCAGCCGGCAUACAAUCUGCCAUUGGAAGCCCUCAGUGACAUUCCUCUUGUUGAUGCGCCAGAGGGCGAAUCUCUUGGAUUUGAGCAAUUGGUGGAUGUCUAUCGCCAGUUCGCUGGCCCUGCUCAUCUUUCCAAUAAAAAGAUCAUCUCAACUGAGCUUGGCGCAGUUAACACACCGCCGUACUGGCUCACUGUACCUAAUCUCCUCCAACAGAUCAAGCGUUCCUUCGCCGGCGGCUUCACCAUGAAUGUUAUCCACGGCUUCCCAACUCUUGCUCCCUACGCCAAUACUACCUGGCCAGGAUACACUCCCUUCAUAUAUGAGUUCACAGACAUGUGGAACCCGAUACAACCAGCAUGGCAGCACCUGAAAGACUCACUAGACUUUGUGGGCAGGAAUCAGUGGGUGUUACAGCAGGGGCAGCCCAAGGUUGACCUCGUGUUGUAUGCAUACGCCACACCGUGGUCAAUCAUCAGCAGAUACAAUUCGGAUAACCUUCGGCAUUGGGGCUAUACAUACGACUAUGUGGGACCCGACAGCCUUGUUUCCGCGGAUGCUUUCGUGAAAGACAACAAGCUUGGAAUACCCGAGUACAAAGCGGUAAUCUUCAACAACCAAACAGUCGUUACUACAGAAGCUGUGGAAGCCUUGAAGAACUUCACGGCUAAAGGACUCAAGGUCAUUUUUGUUGGCCCGCCUCCGACCCAAUCGUACCCCAUCAAUGCAGCUAGCCAAGAAGCGUUCAAUUUGGCGAUGGCACGUCUGCUGUCGGGACCUAAUGUACUCCGUGCAGAGACUAUCGAUCAGCUACCGUCGUUACUCAAGGAAGCUGGCGUCACUCCGCGAGUGGGAUUAAGUUGCACGCCUAGCUCGGUCUAUACGGUAUACCGCUCGACCGACGAUGUUGACUACGUAUACUUCUUCAACGACCAAGACAAAUCGCCAAGCUGUGGUGCGAAUAUCGAAGCAGUAGGUGUCGUACCAUAUGUAUAUGACGCAUAUACCGGGACCCAAUCACCGCUUUUACAAUACACAACAUCGGACUCUUCCAUCUCGAUGAUCCCAGCACUGGAAGCGAAUGAAACUCUCAUCAUCGCCCUACGUCGCAAUUCUUCGCAGCCGGCAUGUACGAUGGCCCAAUGGAGCCCCUAUAUCCGUUCUGUGAAAGCCUCAGGGGGGCAUUUGCACGCCAUCGUCACACACAGUCCCUACCUCUUGAGGACUAGCACAGGGAAGGCAACACUCUUCAAUGCGUCGCUUCCACACGCUACCAAACUUACCACCUGGAAGCUCAUUAUCGAAGAUUGGCAUUCUGUACCCGAUCGUUUUGCCAUCGAGAACGAAAUCACCAAUCGUACUUUUGCCAAUACUUCGCUCGUCCCAUGGAGUCAAAUCGAUGUCUCUUUGCAGAACGUUUCUGGUAUUGGCCAUUACGUGACGACGUUUGAGCCUCCUACCGACGUCAAUGUUUCCUCUUUGGUUGGCUAUCUCAAACUGCCAUUAGUUCAGCACACCGCACGCUUGUUCCUGAACGGGAAAUGGCUUGGACCAAUAGACCCUGUCAAUCCUGUUGUACCGUUGAAAGGCCUCGAACAGGGCAAACAGUACGAGUUGAGAAUCGAUGUCUCGACCACGUUGUUCAAUCGGGUGAAGGCUGAGGCAGAUCUGGUCUGGAUGGUGGGACAGGUGGCGAGCCAUAAGGCCGCAAAGUAUGGCAGUACGCCAUAUGAGAAGUAUGGCCUAGUAGGUAAAGUUUCAAUUGACUGGGGUUACAGUAUCGAUGUAGAAUGUUGA